Phyllotreta striolata is the source of this 1610-nucleotide messenger RNA. The record is from the annotation of a GenBank genome assembly. Lineage: Eukaryota; Metazoa; Arthropoda; Insecta; Coleoptera; Chrysomelidae.
AUGACAAACAUCGUCGGGGCGAAAUGGACAACGCCUCGCUAUUUGCUGACGUCUUUGGCCAGCAAUGAUUUCGCGAUGGGUUUGUUUGUGACGCCGUUCGCUAUUGUUCCGUCAUUGAGGCAUUGCUGGCCGUACGGGGAGCUGGUCUGUCAGAUCCAGGCCCUUCUCAGAGGAGCAAUCAGUCAACAAAGCGCUGUGAUAUUAAUCUGUAUGGCAAUGGAUAGAUACAUAUGCAUGUUAUAUCCAGCUAGAUACCACAAGCACUCCAGCAAAAAGGGCUGCGUGGCGCUAAUCAGCAUGACGUGGGUGAUGUCGGUGGCGCUGUUCUCGGUGCUGGUGUUGCCGCGCGGCGGUUUCUACUUCAAUCCGACGGGGAUGGUGGCCUGCGAGCCGUUCUACUCGCGCGCCUCCGUCAGGAUACUGGCCGCCUGCGGCUUCUACUUUCCGACCACCAUGAUAUUGAUGUACUGCUACGGCUCGGCGUUCCACGUCAACAAGCUCCGGCUGCGGCGAUCGGCCGGCGGAAGCAGAGCGUCCGGCCGUCACCGGGAGGAUUACGAGGGAUGUUCCAGCACGGAGAAGCUGAUUACCCAGGAGCGCCGAUUGAGCACCACCGCUUCGAGAACCAUGGCGGCCAUGUCUUUGGGUUUCAUUGUACUGGUCACCCCUUGGACCAUACAGGAAGUGGUGGCCGCUUGUACGGGAACCAGGGCUCCCGCCGCUCUCGAUUUCCUCGCCACUUGGAUGGCACUCAGCAACAGUUUCUGGAACCCGUUCCUCUAUUGGCUGUUGAACAACCACUUCAGGAGGAUCAGUAGGGAGAUGCUGUUUAAUAAGUUCCUGUGCAGAAAAUCGAAGGACCAAAAGCAGGAGGACACCUUCCGCGGGUUCCAGCACCAGCCGCACUGCUGCAGCAACAUGGAGCCGGGUCACACGCAGGGCUGCGACUUCGACGGGCUGUCGGAGAAAUAUUGGGGCGAGAUACUGGAGAGGACGUUAUCGUCGAAUUCGCUGCACGCCCUGCCGCGAUCGUACGCGCACCCGUCGUGCCCGGAGCCGUCGUGCAACGGGCCGCAGGAGAUGCGGGUGUUCGAGGCGCCCAUACCGGAUUUAUGAAAGUUAGAUAAGACCACGCAAACGUUCGAUCUCGCGGCCAGCGAGAGCAUGGGGAGUUCUUGCGAGACCGCUAUCGUGAGCGUCGCGUCCAAGUGAGGUUAUUUGUGUGGUCUUCGGCCGAACGAUCGGACGUGGGGUUUCGAUUUCGAGCGGAAGAACGGGUUUUUGCCCGGGCGAUAAAAUCGUUUAUGUGUCACUAAAAAAUGAUUAAGUCGCCGGUUGGAGGAGUGUUCACUUUUUAUGGGUUUCGAUGUGCUUGUAUAUCCCGUAUAUUUAUUUUUAUGGAGAAAUCUGAGCUCGAAUCGGGAUUCGACGUUUCCUCUGGCGUUGUACAUACGUAGAUAUUACAAAUAUUAUAUUGCGAUUUUGUAUUUUUUAUAUUCGACUCGUUUUUCCCCCCGGAUUUUAUUGUUCGUGUUAUUGGAAUCCUUCUGUUGGAAAUGUAACUAAGUAUAGGUAGGUAAAAUAAAAAAAAAACUAUGAAAUUAGAUGCG